Ochotona princeps (American pika) is the source of this 713-nucleotide messenger RNA. It is a transcript of the gene LSM1, whose product is annotated as LSM1 homolog, mRNA degradation associated. Gene Ontology annotation, biological process: deadenylation-dependent decapping of nuclear-transcribed mRNA. Gene Ontology annotation, cellular component: Lsm1-7-Pat1 complex; P-body. Gene Ontology annotation, molecular function: RNA cap binding. NCBI's taxonomy places the organism in Eukaryota, Metazoa, Chordata, Mammalia, Lagomorpha, Ochotonidae. The transcript is spliced from 4 exons. The coding region runs from base 157 to 558 and encodes 133 amino acids. The record is from RefSeq and is a predicted model, not a curated record.
GUUUCCGGCGUGCCCGGCGCGACUGGCAGCCGGUGCGGAGCUGCUGCUGCUGCCGGCCCGGUUCGGGCUGUGUGCGUCCCGGUCCGACCGAGACGGCGACUGCGGUGUGAGGAAGGAGGUGCUGCGCUGCCGCUGUCGCUGCCGUCGCCGCCCAAGAUGAACUACAUGCCCGGCACCGCCAGCCUCAUUGAGGACAUCGACAAAAAGCACUUGGUCCUGCUUCGAGAUGGAAGGACACUGAUAGGCUUUCUUAGAAGCAUUGAUCAGUUUGCUAACUUAGUGCUACAUCAGACUGUGGAGCGUAUUCAUGUGGGCAAAAAAUACGGUGAUAUUCCUCGAGGGAUUUUUGUGGUCAGAGGAGAGAAUGUGGUGCUACUAGGAGAAAUAGACUUGGAAAGGGAGAGUGACACACCGCUGCAACAGGUGUCCAUUGAAGAGAUCCUGGAGGAGCAGAGGGUGGAGCAGCAGGCCAGGCUGGAGGCCGAGCGGCUCAAAGUGCAGGCGCUCAAGGAACGCGGGCUCUCCAUGCCACGGGCAGACACGCUGGAGGAGUAUUAGGGCCCAUCGCAGGGAGCGGGCGCCAUCCUGACCCCAACCCCACCGGAUGCAGCCCAGAGACCUCGGAGCUCAGGAGAGCCACCUUUAUUUUUGUAAUUCUUUGACAUAAGCACACAUGAACUAUCAUGUGAGUUUGAUUUGUUUUUUUGGACUCU